UACCUUCAGAAAUUAAUGGCCAUGAGUUCGUAUAUGGUGAACUCUAAGUAUGUGGAUCCCAAAUUUCCUCCUUGUGAGGAAUAUUUGCAGAAUAGCUACUUAGGCGAGCAGGAGGCCGAGUACUACAGUGCCUCGCAGGGCUCUGAUUUCCAGCACCAGGGACUCUACCCACGGUCAAACUACAGCGAGCAGCCCUUUAGCUGUAGCAAUGCCCAGGGCUCUGCCGGGCAGCCGCGGGGUCACGGACAGGAGCAAUCCGGCCCGGCGAGCCACUUCCCCGGCCCAGCAGAGCAUUGUCCACCGCCUCCAAUGUCCAACUCGCGAGCCUGCAGCCAGCAGCCGGCCCUCAAACCCCCAAACGGCUCCGCACUUAAGCAGCCAGCAGUAGUUUAUCCCUGGAUGAAGAAAGUCCAUGUUAACUCGGUGAAUCCCAAUUACAACGGAGGGGAACCUAAACGCUCCCGCACAGCUUACACCAGACAGCAAGUCCUAGAACUGGAAAAAGAAUUUCAUUUUAACAGGUACCUGACCAGGCGCCGCCGUAUCGAGAUAGCCCACACUUUGUGUCUCUCUGAGCGCCAGAUCAAGAUCUGGUUUCAGAACAGAAGAAUGAAGUGGAAAAAAGAUCACAAACUGCCCAACACGAAGGGCAGAUCUUCUUCCUCUGGUUCAAACCCCCAUUUACAAACUGGUUCCAAGGACCACCAGACUGACUUGACAACUUUGUAGAAGAGGUUAAAUUUUCCAUUUCAUCCUUCGCUUCUGACCAGUACUGUACAUAACUGACACUGCCCAAGCAGAACCUGCAUGUAGCAGCUAAGGACACGAGAAACUGUCAUCUUUCUUUAAGGUACUGUUGUACAAAGGAGACAAAAUGACGCUACUGUGGACUUUAUUUUAUUUGCCUCUGCUAGCACA
Molecule: messenger RNA, 918 nt
Organism: Pseudopodoces humilis (Tibetan ground-tit)
Lineage: Eukaryota; Metazoa; Chordata; Aves; Passeriformes; Paridae
Gene: HOXD4
Product: homeobox D4
Biological process (GO): embryonic skeletal system morphogenesis; anterior/posterior pattern specification; positive regulation of transcription by RNA polymerase II
Cellular component (GO): nucleus; nucleoplasm
Molecular function (GO): RNA polymerase II cis-regulatory region sequence-specific DNA binding; DNA-binding transcription factor activity, RNA polymerase II-specific
Source: RefSeq, a predicted model, not a curated record